CGUGGAGCGGCCGGGCCGGCAUGGGCAAGCGGCGGGGCGGGCGGGAGCUGCUGCGCAGCCUGAGCAAGAAGCAGAAGAAGCACCUGCGGGAGUUCGGCGAGGAGCACCCGUUCUAUGACAAGGUUUCUGGAAGACCAGAAGAAACUCAAAUAUGUGAACUGUCUGACGAUUCUGAUAAAUCAAGUCAAGAAAGUGAUUCAGAGACUGAAGUGGAGCAGGUCUCUGGAUAUCAUAAGCUCCUGGCUACCCUGAAGACCUCGCCUGAGUCUGAGAGUGAGGAAGAGGAAGAUGAAAGUGAAUCCGAAGAAGCUGAGGAAAGUGAGGCAGAAAUGGGCAGUGAAGGGUCCCAGGAGACUGGAGAAGCAGAGGAAGGCAAAGAAGAGACGAAUGAUGUUCCAGAGGAGGAAGAAGGUGACACAGCAGAGCAGAUGCUCAGCCAGGAGCAGGCUGAUGGCACAGAUACCCCUUGUGACCCACAUCAUGGAGUAAUUGAGGAGUUUACUGAUGUGAAACACGAAUCUGAAUUUAGCUUGGAAACCAAUUUCAUGGAAGAGGAGAGUGGAGAUUGCAAUGCAGAUAGGAAAGACAGCAGUUCUUCACAAGCUCUUCCAGAAGAUCCAUUUAAGCAGCACAUGGACAAAGAACUUGAAGAAAAGGAAAUAGAGAAAAUGUCUACGUUUCCUAAAACUUCAAGUCAAAGUCAGUGGCCAAGGCUGGGUCAAGUAGUUUUUUCUUCCACUUUGGAGAAACAGAAAACUUUCAAAGCAGACAAAGAAUUUGAUGUGAAACAGCUUCAUCUCCACAAGCCUUUGGAAUCCACUUGGCCAAAAGUGAAUAAACAGUUCCUGUCAGCAGCGGACAAACCAACGGAUUCCUCUUUUACCCCGUUACAAAGAGAGCUGUUCUGUGUCAUGAAUUCCUACCGGGACUUGUUCUAUCCAGAGAGAUCUGCUCUAACAAACGGAGAGGAGAUUCGGCACGCGUACUGCCUGCAUGCCCUGAACCACGUGCUCAAGGCCAACGCCCAGGUGCUCAGCAACAACGCGCGCCGGAGGGAUCGAAAGCCAGGCACCGACACCGAUGCCCACAGGGACCAGGGGCUCACCAGGCCUAAGGUGCUGAUGAUAGUGCCCUUCAGGGAGUGUGCGCUGCGCAUUGUGCAUAUUCUCAUCAGUCUCCUCGAAGUGAAUGACAAGAAGAAAAUAGAUGUGAGUAAUAAAAAGCGCUUCAAAGGGGAGUAUGGCUCUGACCCAGAAGAGAAGCCCCCCAACCUGAAAAGACCUGAAGAUUAUGAAGCUGUCUUUGCUGGCAACAUUGAUGACCACUUCAGAAUUGGGGUUGCCAUCCUGCAGAAGAGCAUGAGGCUCUAUGCACCCUUCUACUCCUCAGACAUCAUCAUUGCCUCUCCCCUGGGCAUCAGGACUGUCAUUGGUGCAGAGGGAGAGAAGAAAAGAGACUUCGAUUUUCUGUCAUCAAUAGAAAUCCUCAUCAUUGAUCAAGCAGACAUUUACCUGAUGCAGAACUGGGAACACGUUCUGCACCUGAUGAAGCACAUUAACCUGCUGCCUCUGGACUCCCACGGCGUGGACUUCUCCCGAGUGCGGAUGCUGAAUCUCAACAACUGGUCCAAGUACUACCGGCAGACGCUGCUGUUCAGCGCCCUCCAGGAGCCCCAGAUCAACUCUGUCUUCAACAAACACUGCUUCAAUUACAUGGGGCAGGUGGCCAUCCGCAACGUGCCGCUCACUGGCUCCAUCAGCCACGUUGUGGUCCAGCUUCCUCAUGUUUUUCGGAGAUUAGAAGCUGACAGUGUAACCUCUGUGAUAGAUGGCAGGUUUCAGUUUUUCAUCGACAAAGUUCUGCCCGAGUACCGCGACGCCAUCAUGUCCCACACGCUCAUCUACGUCCCCUCCUACUUCGACUACGUGCGCCUUCGCAACUACUUCAAGAAAGAGGACCUGAAUUUCACUCACAUCUGUGAAUACACCAAAAAGGCUGCUGUCUGCAGGGCACGGCGCUUCUUCCUCAAGGGAGAGAAGCAGUUCCUGCUGUUCACUGAGCGUUUCCACUUCUACAAAAGGUAUACGAUAAAAGGCAUUAGGAACCUCAUUUUCUACGAGUUACCAACAUACUCCCACUUCUACAGUGAGAUUUGCAACAUGCUGAAGGCCACAGACAGUGGGGUGGAUGCUACUUGGACUUGCACUGUGCUCUACUCCAAGUAUGAUGCUCAGAAAUUGGCUGCAGUGGUUGGCAUAGACCGCACCGCUCAAAUGCUACAGUCCAAGAAGAAUGUGCACCUCUUUGUUACAGGAGAAAAUGAUUAAGGGAUUCUGCAGACUGGAUGAGUGGAUGGACCUGCAUUUCACUCCUAAUGCAGAUUUUUAUAUUGCUUUUUAAAAAAGUAUUAAACUUUUUACUCCCUUUUGUUAAAUAUUCUGUUGAAAUUGUUUGUAUAGUAUAAAAUUUUGUAUUUCAGUACUCUGCCCAACAAGAGAUGAAGGGUGUCAUUCAAGAAAGCAGGGCUUAGAAGGUGUUUUCUGUAUAGAAAUAAAAUCAAUCCAGAAACUAUUUUUCAUGUAUAUUAAAAACCUCAUGGGUCAGUAAAGAUUCAUGCAGUGAUAAA
Melozone crissalis (California towhee) is the source of this 2626-nucleotide messenger RNA. It is a transcript of the gene UTP25, whose product is annotated as UTP25 small subunit processome component. Gene Ontology annotation, biological process: maturation of SSU-rRNA from tricistronic rRNA transcript (SSU-rRNA, 5.8S rRNA, LSU-rRNA). The coding region runs from base 21 to 2327 and encodes 768 amino acids. The record is from RefSeq and is a predicted model, not a curated record. Gene Ontology annotation, molecular function: rRNA binding; U3 snoRNA binding. NCBI's taxonomy places the organism in Eukaryota, Metazoa, Chordata, Aves, Passeriformes, Passerellidae. The transcript is spliced from 12 exons. Gene Ontology annotation, cellular component: small-subunit processome; nucleolus.